Molecule: messenger RNA, 724 nt
Organism: Xenopus tropicalis (tropical clawed frog)
Lineage: Eukaryota; Metazoa; Chordata; Amphibia; Anura; Pipidae
Product: WAP four-disulfide core domain protein 5-like
Exons: 5
Coding region: 17-724 (235 amino acids)
Cellular component (GO): extracellular region
Molecular function (GO): peptidase inhibitor activity
Source: RefSeq, a predicted model, not a curated record
GCUAUUACUGGCCAACAUGGGACCGACUGUGGCCCUCCUGCUCCUGGGCCUCUGCUCUCUGGGCUCCUUGGCACAGCGACCCACUGUGUCGGGGCGAUUUACAAAGGAGCCUGGUCCUGCCAUGAUUGGGCGGCCAAAGCCCGGAAAGUGCCCGGAGCCGGUGAAUAUUGACUCCUGUGACCGAUCCCUGAAACAUGAAUGUGACACCGACCCCCAGUGCCCAGCCAAUAGGAAAUGCUGUCACAACGGCUGCAGGAAGAGAUGUCUCCACCCCCUGGAAGACAAGAGGGAUUCCUGCCCCUACUACGACGCCUCCCUCUGUGGCCUGGACUUCCCCUCGGACGAUGAGUGCAAAGUGGACGGUCAGUGCCCGGGGAAAGAGAGGUGCUGCUGCUCCAACUGCCGCCUGGAGUGCACCCCAACUGUCAUAGAACACAUUGGGUUUUGCCCCGAGACCAUAGAAACGCUGUCGUGCAUCUCUGCCCUAGAUACCCCCCUGUGUCAGACUGAUAGCAGCUGCCCCCGGGGCUGGAAGUGCUGUCUCAGUGGGGAGAGGAUGCAGUGUGUGGAGGCCUUGGCUGAGAAGCCCGGUAAGUGCCCCAUCCCUGUAACCAGAUGCCCCCCUCCUGCCCCCAACCCAGCCUGCUCCAGCGACGCUAACUGCCCCGGGAACAAGAAGUGCUGCACCCCUGCCUGUGAGCCCAAGUGCAUGGAGCCAAUCUAG